AUACAGCAGCAUGAACCAGCUGAUAGGGAAAAAUAAUUAAAAAGAGUGGUGUUUGUUUACGUUAUUUUAAUACAUACAGUUUUUAUUACAGUUAUGAUACAGUAAAUUGCUUAAUAAUAUCUAGGUUCAUCUCUGAGUACCAGGGACUGUAAAGAUGAACCUGCAGACAUUAUUUCAGGAUUUUAAUCCAAGCAAGUUCCUAGUACAUGUGUGUUUGAUGAUUUUUACUGCUUUGUUUGCCCUUCGUUUGGAUGGCACUGUCCAGUGGAGUUAUUGGACAGUUUUUAUACCAAUUUGGUUUUGGAAGUUUAUGGUUAUUACUGGUGCUACAGUAGGAAGUUAUGUAUGGUGGAGAUACCCACAUUUUAGGCUCGAAGGUGAAGCAUAUGUUCAUUACAAAGCAAUGCUCAUAAGUUUAGCUCUUCAUCUUAUUCUGCUUAUGUUUGAGCUCUUAGUUUGUGACAAAUUGGAAUCUGGCAGACAUCUUUGGAUCCUCGUAUUUAUUCCCUUGAUAUUUAUUUCAAUAGUGUCAAUUGCUGUUUGUAUUUGGGCAGUUAAACAUGACCGUUCAUUUGAGCUGGAGUUAUUCUGCUCAGUGAACAUUCUCCAGUUCAUCUUUCUGGCCUUACGACUUGAUGGAUUUAUCUCAUGGAGUUGGGAGGUGGUAUUUGUUCCUCUGUGGAUUCUUAUGUGUCUUUCCCUAGUGGGAGUUCUGUACACUAUCAUCUUCGCUGGGAUUUUAUUACGAGCCCCUGAAGUGAAUCCACAACAGAGACGAACUUCAUUCAAUAGUGCACUUGGAUACACUUUUCUUGUCAUACCCAUACUAAUUUUUCAGGUACUGCUAGCCAAUAAACUGGAUGAGGACAUCUCUCUAAGUUAUGUCGGUGUGGUUUCACCGUUGUUUAUAUCUUAUUGCACUCUCAUCCUUAUGUCUUUUGGUGCUAAAGGUGGGAACAGGUGGUGGUUUGGCAUCCGCAAAGAUUUCUGCCAUUUUCUGCUGAGUCUUUGUCCAUUUCUCCAAGAAUAUGCAAACAUAGCUUAUAGUCUUCAGAGUGAUGAAGGAGGACGAAGGGGGCAGAGUGCUCCUGAGGGUAUGGUAGAUGCUCCAUCCUUAGAUAUGAAACCAGAUAAAAGGUUUAAAAAGACUGAGUUGCUGAAACCAGUGGUACCUGUAAUAUCGAUUGACAUGCCAGACUGAAGUGUGAAUGAAUUAAUGGCUCAUUUAUGAGGAUCAAAGAAACCUUUUGUUUCUUGAUUUAGAACUGGUUGAAUAUAUACAAAUUUUAUGGAAUUUGAAUCUGCACAAAUUUUAUGGAAUUUGAAUCUGCUGUCAUUUGUAUAAUGUAGGGCCUGUGUGAAGAUGUUCAUAUUUGUACAUAUAACUUACAGUUAGUGUCUAUAGAGUACUGUUUGUGUGCAUACAUUUGCUACUGUAGUUUUAGUUCAUACUGGAAAGAGCAGCUGAGCAAAUUUACAAAUAAUGCAGAGUUGUGGCAUAUUACGUAAGUGGAAUACAAGAAAGACCUGAAACUUGCUGGAAAAUCAAACCCAUGAUGGCCUUACACUUGAGCUUGGUUCUUUUAAAAAGAUUUGAAAAUGAGCUCUACAGCAGAGGACUAAGCACUCAGUCCAUGUGUGAUAAUUAAAAUAGCCUUGUGUUGCAGUUUGUCCUGCAACUUCACUGAGCUGCAGGCUCUAACAUUCUGUUGAAAUUUUAUUAAAUUUUCAUUGGUUUUUUUUCUAUUUUUUAUAACAGCGUUUACAUAGGUUAAUAUAAUGUGUAACUGUGUGUAUACUUUUUUCUAUUCACAUUUAUAUAUGAUUAAUUGUUCAUUUCUAUUUAAUUUAUGUUUUUUUAGUGAUAAACUGUUUAGGAUGGGUUGCAAGCUACAUAAGGUUCAAUGUGCAGUGAGCAGCAGUGUUUAAUACUUAACUAUGACAAAGCCCAGAAUUGCCAUGAUGUUAUAAUUUAACAGUUAGAAUACAGUAAAAACUAAUAAAAACUGAAGGAAGUAAUUACACAUUUUAAUGGUUUAUAGUUAUUGCUAAUCUUAGAAACAUUUUUACUUUAAAUGACAGUGACUGCAAACUGUAUACAGAAUGCUCCGAUUAUUUAGGCUGAUGGAAGGAAAAGGAGACAUGAAUAAUCUAAAAACAUGGAUAUUUUGUUAUGUUUUUAACUGGUUCUAGUAUUUCUCUAAAUGUUUGUGACACACAGUUUUGAUUCAUAAGUCUAAAUGAGCAGUGUGUAGUUUUAGUCUGAAUAAAUUCAACAAGCAGUGAAGACUAAAAGAAAUGAGGAGAAAGAUAUUCUCCAAUGAAGUACAUGUAUUUUCCAAGUGCAUCCUUCAUAAUUUUGCAUACUGCAUACAUCUUUUGUUACAACCACAGAUGUACUGAUUCAAAGCUUAACACAUUCAGGACCGGAGAGGCCAAUUGGUCCUCUACGUUUCUAUAGUGUUGCGGACCAGGCGGGCCAAUUGGCCCUUUUCUGACGCGUUAUGUUUCAACCGACUAUAUCUCCCUGUGUGUCCACAUUGCAUCAUAACUAGUGCGUAGUUAUGUUUGUUAGCUUAGCCAGUAACAUGAUCACGCUCAUUUCCUGUCACACCCUAAAGAAAAAAGCCUGUGUUCGAGUCCAAGCUUCCACGUAUGAACCAGGAAGUUAGCAGUGCAACAUGGAUCAGAGACGAAAGCAGUUGCAGGCGAAGCGUUCUCUCGGAGAACAAGAAAUAUUAGAUUUGUUCUCCGA
Cryptotermes secundus is the source of this 2755-nucleotide messenger RNA. Its product is annotated as transmembrane protein 185B. Bases 155 to 1201 code for a protein of 348 amino acids. Lineage: Eukaryota; Metazoa; Arthropoda; Insecta; Blattodea; Kalotermitidae. The record is from RefSeq and is a predicted model, not a curated record. The transcript has 6 exons.